GUCACGAAUGUCAUAUUAUCAAUCACCAUUUGGUGGGAACACUGCGGGAGGCCCAGGCACGUCGGUGCCGGUCCAGUCCUCUCCCUUCCAAGGAGGAGCACCUCAGAUGGCCCCUCCACCGCCACCUCAGGCAGGGCACCAGCAGCCUAAUGGUCCUUACGGCAGCCCACCACCGAUGCCCGGUGGUCAGCAUUCGAUGCCGGCCCCUACGGGCCACCAGCCCAACGUCGGCCCACCGCGGGUACCAGGCCAACACAUAGCAGGUCCGCCGCCCCCCUAUGCAUCAACACCGACCAACGCUGUUCCGGGACAGAUUUUCAAGUACGUUGCUCCUGGUCCUGCGUAUAACCAGUCACCAGCGAUGGUCCAGAGUCCUAUGGCACCGGGGGGAGGGCAGAUAUUGGAGACUGCCGAGUGCGAUCCUGAGCUCAACGCUGGCCCUGAGUUCCUCAGAAGUAGUUUCAGUGUAAUGCCUGCCAGUGAAUCCACCCAAAUAAAGGCUAAGCUGCCUAUAGGUUUUUUCUGCCAGCCUUUGGCCCACACUGACAGGCAGGUUCCCGUAGCUGAUGUGAUCCAUCGAUGUGCGCGGUGUCGGACGUACCUCAAUCCUUUUGCGGCAUUAAACUUGCAGUUGCGGAGGUGGAUUUGUAAUCUCUGUGGUCACUCCAACGGCAUAGACGUUUAUGAGCCUCCACCGGAGAUGACCUCUGGUACAGUUGACUUUAUCGCUACUCAGGACUAUAUGGUUCGACCCCCGGUGCCUCCAGUUUAUGUUUUUUGUUUCGAGAGGAGCUACACAGCAGUAUCCACGGGGUUGGUCCGUGUGGCCGCUACUGCGAUAAAGGAUACUCUUCCAAGCCUUCCUGAGCGGUCACAGAUUGCCCUUAUGACAUUCGAUGACAAGAAUGUGAGCAUAUUUGAUUUGAAGAGUGCUAAUGGUACGGAAUAUGUGAUUACCGAUGUGGACGAGCCCUUCCUGCCCAAGCCGAUGGACAGCCUUCUAGUGAACCUCUGCGACGAUGCUGUUAAGGCCACGGUCAACAGCGUCCUUGACGGCCUCGCUGAGAUGAACCCACCGUCGGUAGCGACAGACUGUUGCUGCGUUACGGCUGCAGUGAAAAUGGCCAACUUGGUCAUGCGCCACUUCGGUGGUAAACUUAGUGUACUCUCGUGUACGAAGCCUAUCGAGCUUACGCCCAGCAAACUGAAAAAGGAGGAACGGGCUCUUGAUGCCACGAGUAUGAUACCGCCGUCGUCGUCAGUUUUCAAGGACAUGACUUCGGACCUUGUAGCCGUGCAGAUUACGGUGGAACUCUUCGUUGCAACGGACAAUUUACAUAUGGAUCUCGCCUCACUAGCCCCUCUUGCUAAGUACACAGGAGGCGAUAUGCGGUAUUAUCCGCUGUUCCGGGAAGCGUUCCGCGGCGAACAUCUGCGGCAGGAUAUUCAGCAUAUGCUCACUCGCGAGACGGGCUUCGAGGCUGUGAUGAAGUUCAGAGUGUCCCCUGGGUAUCAGCUCAAGAGCUACCAUGGGCAUCUCUUCCAACGUACGCGAGAUUUACUAGUGGCGCCCAACUGUACGGAAGACGAGACCUUUGGCUGCAUUGUUGGAGUUAAUAAGGACGCAGCUUUGCUAUACACUUCCUCUGCUGGCGAACGCCGUAUUCGGGUGAAUACGUCGCAAUACCCGAAGUCCUUGGAUGUUGAACAAGUGAUGGCCUCAUGUGAUGCCCAGGCGGCUGCUAUCGUCAUGGGCAAAUACGCUAUAAAUGAAUCGAGGAAUGUUAGUGAUGCCAGGAAAUACCUCUUGGACACGACACAGGCGGCCUUGGCUGGUCCUAAUGCCCGCCUAGAGAAUUUAAGCGCACUCCCUGGGUUGGUCCUAGGCCUGCUGAAGAGCGAUGUGUUCAGUGCUGCUGGUGACAUCACUCGUGAUGCUAGAGCUUACGAGGCCCACAGGUUUGAGUCCCUUCCCAUCACUUUGGGAGACGCAUUAGCUGACCCUAGGAUGUUUGCAGUCCAUAAUCUAGCGGGCACGCGUGCAGGGUAUCCCGUUGAAGGGGAUGACAGCGAUAGAGUUGAGAUGCCAGAAGAGAUUCAUCCGCUCUCAGCCCAGUCCAUGAGUUCUGAUGGAGCCUUUGUGAUUGACGACGGAGAGAACAUCUUGUUAUGGUUGGGCCAAAGCGUGUCGGGUCAAUUUUUGAAUGGUGUGUUCGGCGUGGGGUCUCUGGUAGAGAUCGUUACAGAUUUGGGUUCUGGUGCAAUAGUCAGCACUGGGGAUGACAACUCCCUCCGACUGGUGAAUAUUAUAGAGGAAAUCAGACGGGAGCGCCGCCACUAUAUGCCGUUGGUUAUACUACCUCAAGGCCACCCACAGGAGAACAGGUUUUUCGAGAGGCUUGUGGCGGACCGAACAGCGGGCACUCAAAUUUCCUAUGAGGAGUUUAUGCAAAGGCUAGGGCUCCGAGGGCAGACAGUACCAGUAGCUACGGCAGCUGGAAUGGCAGCCUUCCCCCAGCAGCACAUGAACGGUCCCUCGGUGAUGCCUGGUCAAGCAUCGGGUAGGAGGACGCCGAUUGCUGCCCCUAUGGGGCCUCCUGCUCUAGCUGAGGGGAAGAUGCAGGGCGGACCACCUCCUCCUUCUCCUCCACCCAUGAUGGCUGCGAUGCCAGGGGGCUAUCAGCAGCAGACACAUCCUAUGGGCAGCACAUACUCGUACUCGUCGGGCCCUAACCAGUCCUAUCGGCGAUAGGAUAGCGUCUUGAAGGCCACCGAUGAUCAUUAGUUUGUAGUUGUUGUACAUAAGGCCCAAAAAAUACUUGUUACUCCUUCCUGUCCUUCCCCCUUUCAAAUAAUGUACCAGUGCCGUCGGAGGUGA
This is a messenger RNA of Perkinsus marinus ATCC 50983, 2878 nucleotides long. Its product is annotated as Salivary proline-rich protein II-1, putative. Lineage: Eukaryota; Perkinsozoa; Perkinsida; Perkinsidae. Gene Ontology annotation, molecular function: zinc ion binding; SNARE binding. Gene Ontology annotation, biological process: endoplasmic reticulum to Golgi vesicle-mediated transport; intracellular protein transport; COPII-coated vesicle cargo loading. The record is from RefSeq and is a predicted model, not a curated record. The transcript has 25 exons. Gene Ontology annotation, cellular component: endoplasmic reticulum exit site; COPII vesicle coat. Bases 8 to 2752 code for a protein of 914 amino acids.